This is a messenger RNA of Sphaeramia orbicularis (orbiculate cardinalfish), 6611 nucleotides long. RefSeq names its product rho guanine nucleotide exchange factor 12-like. Gene Ontology annotation, biological process: intracellular signal transduction; G protein-coupled receptor signaling pathway. Lineage: Eukaryota; Metazoa; Chordata; Actinopteri; Kurtiformes; Apogonidae. Gene Ontology annotation, cellular component: cytoplasm. The record is from RefSeq and is a predicted model, not a curated record. The coding region runs from base 568 to 4842 and encodes 1424 amino acids. Gene Ontology annotation, molecular function: G protein-coupled receptor binding; guanyl-nucleotide exchange factor activity. The transcript is spliced from 38 exons.
UCCUUUUUCCAUUUGCAUCUCAGUACAGAGGAAAAGACGAGGCUGUUAAAGCGGUUGUAAUUAGGUGAAAUGAUCCGCCGUGGACGUGGAGGAAGAUGCUGUUGAAAACCCACUGCAGCUCCGUGGACAGUGUCGCGGAAGGAAACAAGAGAAUUCAACUGUUUUUUGGAUUUUACAGCCAAAGUUUGACGCAGUUCUUACCCGGACACCAGGAAUAGGAUGUAGUGUCAUCGUGGAAGUAUUUCCCAGGGAAAAAGAAGCAGCUCAUCAUUGUGGAUCAGAGAGAAUGUGAAAGUUGGACAUUUUACUGCAACUUGUCCACGAGAGUCCAGGUCCAGAUGUCCCCGUGGAUGUGGACACACGACUAUUAAAGCACAUUCACACCCACAAGACUCACUUUGACCAACUUGAUCGUCUGUUUUCUCCUUUUUCUCGCCUGUAAAGCGGUGAAAGUGCAUGUAAAGACUCAUCGUGGAGACAAAAUCAAUGAGUUUAAUGUAUAAAUAAACAGGAGUUGCAGAUAAAACAUGCUCUGUAAGUAGUUUGGAAACUCAUAAGAGGAGCCCAAUGAGCGGCACACAGUCAACACUCUCUGACAGGACACCGAACAUUCUCAACAAGGACCCGACAGACAAGAAGCCUAAGAAUGACAAGUCCCCCGUGUCCCUCAAACAUGACUUCGACCCCACAGGUCUCGUCCAGCGCUGUGUCAUAAUCCAGCGAGAUGAGAAUGGGUUUGGUUUGACAGUGAGUGGAGACAACCCAGUGUUUGUGCAGCUGGUCAAAGAAGAUGGCGCUGCCAUGCGAGCUGGUGUGCAGACGGGGGAUCGGAUCAUUAAGGUUAAUGGAACCUUAGUUACACAUUCGAACCACAUCGAGGUCGUGAAGCUGAUUAAAUCGGGUUCCUAUGUAGCUCUCACGGUUUUGGGGAGGCCUCCGGGGCUUCCUCAGAUCCCCCUGGAAGAAGAUGACGACGACAAGGAGGAGGAGCAUGAGGAGGAAGGCGGAGACGUCGGCCAGCUGUGUUCGCCCUCAGCGCCGCACUCACCUGCACAGACGGGUGUGGAACAGAGCAGCUCCACAGCGUUUGAUGGGGACGAUAACAAAAGUGUCAACAGCCAGAAGCUGGACUCCCUGCAGAAGAUGUUAACCAAGGAGCAACAGGAGCUGCAGACAAAGGAGGAAGAGUACGACAGAAACCCAAGACCUAAACUACUGAAGGAGAUCCAGGAGGCAAAGAAGAACAUUUCACGGCUGCAGGAACAGCUCAGUAAAGCAGCGCAACAGGAUGGAUCCACAAACCGGGAGCUUGAGGAGGGAGAACAGUCUCCGUCCUCACGGGGUGACAGCGGCGUUGAUGGGCCGUGGACCAACAGCAAUUCAAUCCUCCCAGACAGUCCUGGCAGAAGAGAGACGUCCUGUCAGAGUCCGACCACGAGCCACAAAGACGACCUCAACAUCUGUCCAUCACCUGAUGCAGACGAUGCUCCGGACAAUGACUCAAAGGUCCAGUGUUGUGUGAACAGUCCUCCGUACCACCUCAACCCCCAGAUCAUCGGCGCUGAAGAUGACUACUUUGACUCUCAGCAAGAACAGAUUAAUGGACAGUGCAGCUGUUUCCAGAGUAUAGAACUGUUGAAAUGUCGUCCAGCACACCUCGCCGUUUUCCUCCAUCAUGUCGUCUCCCAGUUUGACCCCGCUCCUCUGCUGUGUUACCUUUACGCCGACUUACAUAAACAAACCAGCUCCAAAGAGAGCCGACGUUUCUUCAUAGAAUUCCACUCCCUCUUCAUGGAUCGAACGGCAAAUCUUAAAGUAGCGGUGCCUGAGACGUUAUCAGCCGAACUGGAGAAACGGAGGCUGGAGUUAAUCCCAGAGGAGCUGUGUAAACAGUACACACAGCUGUUACAGGACACACUCCUGCCAGACCUGCACAAGAACCUGGAGGACUUCAGACACAAGCGCAGCAUGGGUCUGACUCUGGCCGAGGACGAACUGUCAAAACUGGACUCAGAUCAGGGAAAAGACCAGCAGGCAUUAGAGAAGGAGUGUUCCUGCGCUGAACACAUCCUCUCCAAGAUCGAGGACAUCCUGUUGACGUCCCAGCCCACAGAGGAGGAGAAGUGCACAACGAUGCAAUAUGUGAUUCUAACCUACAUGAAGCAUCUCGGGGUCAAAGUGAAGGAGCCUCGUGGCCUCGAACAGAAACGAGCACGAAUCAACUUCCUGCCCAAGAUUAAGAAAAGUAUCAAACCUGAGAAGGAGGGUGAGGAGAAGGUGAAAAAGCCUCGGUUUCCCAACAUCCUCGGUCCUCCACGGCGCCUGAGCAGAGUGGAUUCCACAUCAGUGGGUAAAGCCGUGGAGAUGAACAAGCAGCGGUCUCCAAAGCAGCUUCCUCAGCCAACCUUCACCAUCCCCGAGCAGCCCGACUCCUCCUCCUCCUCCUCUGCCUCCAGCUCCGGACGAACCCGAGGAAAUCUGCCCAGUGAAGGGUCGGACUCGGGCCUACAUUUGUCACUGUCCACCACCUCCCCCACUCACAGCUCCCCGACCGGUGUGGCCUCAGACACCAGUGGACACGACUCUGACUCCAAUUUAUCUCCGUUCUCCCUCCAGCUCCGCUCUGGUGAGGGUCUACAGUCAUCAGACCAUCAGGAAGGACUCUCCACCCCGACCAGCACCCAGUUUGACUUCAGCCCCACCAACCUGGAGCAGCUCCAGGAGGAGGACCAGGACGCCUUCAGUCGUCGAAUGGAGGCUCAGUGUGCGGUGAGUUCGGCCGACGUCCUGAGUGAAGACGAUCAGGGAGCAGAGGUGGAGUGUGAGGAAGACCCUCUGAACUGGCAGAGUGUGGUCAGUCCAGACAUCCUAUCCAGUUUACAGCCACAGGAGAUUAAAAGACAAGAAGUCAUCAACGAGCUGUUCUACACUGAACGCACCCACCUGCGGAGGCUGAAGGUGUUGGACUGUGUUUUCUACCAGAGGCUGAACAAAGACGGCAUCCUCCCACCAGAGGACAUCAAACACAUCUUCAGCAACCUGGAGGAGAUUAUUCAGCUGCAUGUUUCUGUUACAGAGCAGAUGACAGCCAUUCGAAAGAGGAGUGAGACGUCAGUGAUUGGUCAGAUUGGAGAUGAUCUGCUGGGAUGGUUCAGUGGCGAUGAAGAGGAGAAGAUCAGGAGGGCGGUGGCGACUUUCUGCAGUAACCAACCAUCAGCUCUGGAGCUCAUCAAGACCAAAAAGAAGAAAGACCAGAGGUUCGCCUUGUUCAUGCAGGAAGCUGAAAGCAACCGUCUGUGUCGGAGGCUGCAGCUUAAAGACAUCAUUCCAGUAGAAAUGCAGAGAGUCACAAAGUACCCGCUCCUGUUGGAUAACAUCGCCAAAUACACAGAGGAUGGUGAGGAAAGGAAAAAGGUAAAGAAAGCUGCAGAAUGCUGUAAAAAGAUCCUAAACCACGUUAACCAGGCCGUCAAAGAGGCUGAAAACAAACAGAGGUUAGAGGAUUAUCAGAGGAGGUUAGACCUGUCGUCACUCAAACAGAAUGAAAACCCUGUGGUCCUGGAACUGAAGAAUCUGGACCUGACUAAGAGAAAGAUGGUACAUGAGGGACCUCUGUCCUGGAAAAUCAUGAAAGACAAGAGGAUUGACAUGUACACCAUCCUCCUGGAGGACAUUAUGGUUUUACUCCAAAAGCAGGAUGAACGUCUGGUCCUUAAGUUUCAUGGCAAGAAUCUGGCCAGCACCGCUGACGCCAAGCAGAUCUUCAGCCCCGUCAUCAAACUCAGCACAGUCCUGGUUCGACCAGUGGCAACAAACCACAGGUCGUUCUUCGUCCUGUCCAUGUCAGACAACGUGGCUCAGAUUUAUGAACUGACAGCUCAGACCAUCUCUGACCAGAGAACGUGGCAGCGUCUGAUCACACAGUGUGCCGAUGCCAUGAAGGCCAAGCUUCAUAACAGAGAUGCAGCUGCAGCUCGGUCUGAUGAUGAACGGGAAGCCAAUGAGAUCAUCAACCAUGGGAUGUCGAAGUCGAGCAAAGAUCCGAACGACACAUCAGCUGGAAGUUCAGAUGUCUUUUUUCCAGAUGCUCAAGCUCCAGCGAACACAAACCCCUUUGAUGGCAUGAAAUCAGAGGAUGAAGAAGAGGAGUUGGCUCUGGCAGACAGGCAGGAGGAAGAGGAGGAGGACGGAGAAGUGGAUGAAGCCGAGCUCGAAGCCUUCCUAGAUGGGCAGCUGGCAGACAGACUGCAGGAAGAGUCACAGCAGGAAAACCAACAGCAAAACUCUCUGAGCAUACCUUCAUCCAAAGCCGAAGAGGCUCUGAGGACCUUGGCGAUGCUGAAGCAGGUCGUGUUUGACCACAUGAUCAGCAGAGACGGCGAGGAGGAAAAAGACACGGAAACAGAGGAGACUAAACAGAGUGAGGCCUCUGGGUGUCAGAUGAACACCUCCUUACCAGAGGGUCCUGACCAGGCGGCGACGGCAUGGGACGAAAGCAGAGUGUCUGCAAAUUCACCGCAAGAAGAUCCUCAGGUCCUUCCUGCUGAAAGAAACGGUGGUUUUGUGGUUCUGGAUUUCGGAGGAGGCUUUGAGGAGAGCAGCACUGACGAUGACCUCGGAGCAGGAGGAGACGUGGGGAUCGACAUGAGGAAACUGUUGUCGUCAUCGUCGCAGAGGGGCGGUGGCGGCCCCAACCUCAGUCGGCAGGUCAUGACCCACCUGCGCCUCCUCCAGGCCGACCUGCAGUAUCUAAAGGAGGUGGAGAUGAAAUACAAGGAGCUGAGACAAACACUCGGUGAUACAACUACUGACUCUGAUGACAACAAUGAUGGGAUCCAGUGAGUUGAUCUUUGCGCUUCUCAUGGACGUGUUUGUCGACUUUCAUGUUACUUUUUUCACAUCGUCUGGACUGAUCCUUAACCACUGAACACUGGUGUUGUCGAAUAACUUCAAACUCUUAUCAAAGUCGUGUCUGUUCUACCGUUAACUCACAAUGCUCCCACCAGCAAAGGGAGAACGAAGUGAAGCGCAUGAACCCACACAAGGACAGUUCAGUCGCUGCGUGAAGCGUCUUAAACACUGGAGAUAAGAAGCAGUCGGUCAGAGAAGAAAGGGAAAUGGACAGAUCACAUUCUCUGAGGAUCACAGGAGGUUACGUUCAGGAGGCAGCACAGUACGUCAUGUCAGUACCUGAAUAUGGACACUGUUAUCUGGUAAAAACCUCCAUAAAUACAAAGACUUGAUGUUUGAAAACUACAAACAGGAUAUCAGACACUUAGAUUGAAUGGUUCUUUCAACAUUUACAGGAUGGAUUUUAUCCAAAUUCAAGACUUUUUGGAUAAACCAUCUUUUUUUUUUUUUUUAAUAAAUAGGCAAAUAUAAAUGUAUGUAGUAUAUAUGCAUUUCCACACAGAGGUAGAUUAUAUGUAGGAAAAUGAGUAUUAGACUGAGUUACAUUUGCCAAGUUUAAGUGUAAAGAUGAAAAAAAAACUGUAUUAUGUAACAUCUGACACUUUAACACACACAGAGUUUGACUCACUUCAACAAAAAUGAAUAAAAAUAUUUGCAGGAAUUAUUACCUCAUAUUUCAAUUUUAACACUAUUUAAUGACUUCUAGAGCCUAAUAUUAACUGAAGACAUUUGAAGGACAUAUCUGCUGUAACAUCUGAUGCCUUCACCUCUAAGUGUCUCCAAACAGGUUUUAUAGUUUUUCCUGAUUAGAUAGAAUCUUUCAAACUAUUGGUGACAAGACUCAACACACUGACAACAAAACCUCACACUGAACCAUCAGGACAUUGAAUAUCUCUUAAAAUCUUCUUUCAUCAGUACAUCAGUAAACACAUGAAACACCAACUACACACUGACAGAAAAAAUUAAAAACAAAGAUAAAUCUUCUUUUUCCCAGUUUGAAGGUGCAAUUUUAGCCAGGAUCUGCUGAGACUAUUUGUGUUUAGUAUCAAAUUACAGUUUUUCCAGGAAAUUGUUCAGAAAUUAGAUGAGAAUUAUUUAAAAUAUAGAAGCAACUGGAUAAAGAUUGUGCAAAAAGUAAAAGUAUAAAGUUAGAUACGCAAAUGUAAGAAGUCUCUGCAAAUUGCAUGAAGCAUAAUCUCACUAAGUCACUUUACAAAACACAGUCCAGAAUGACAGCCUCUGACAAAUAUGGCACAUGAGUUUUUUCUUUGUCAGUUCUGUUCUUAGUUAAUGUGACGCUGUUAUUGUAGUAGAUUUUAAAGGUCCGGUUUGGCAGAUUUAGGAGCAUCAGACUGCAAAAACAGAAUGUAAUAUUCAUAAUCGUGUUUUAUUAGCGGUAGUCACAUGAAAAUGAGAAUCCUUAUGUUUUCAGAUGAGUCAUUUAUAUCCACAAAAGGAACAGAACAGACAUUCUUUUCUUCUUUUUCUUCUUCUUUGUUUUAUAUCAGUAAAAUCCAUCAAUAAUGUACCUAAAAGCUUAAGAUUUUUCAAUGGGACUUGGUUUUUCUAUUUGUCAAAUGACUGGGAUGAGAGGAAUAAUAGGGAGUGAGGAUCAUAGUAAGUUGGUUUUUACCCAGAAAACCAGAAGAACACCACAUUGCCUAUAUGCCUAUAUUAUAGUAACCCACUUAAAAGAAACA